Molecule: messenger RNA, 2046 nt
Organism: Solanum lycopersicum (tomato)
Lineage: Eukaryota; Viridiplantae; Streptophyta; Magnoliopsida; Solanales; Solanaceae
Product: pathogenesis-related thaumatin-like protein 3.5
Biological process (GO): defense response
Cellular component (GO): extracellular region
Source: RefSeq, a predicted model, not a curated record
UGAACUAUCAAACUCUUGUCCAUUUCGAUUUUGAUCUUUGUGACGUAAUUACAGAAAACAUAUUAGAAAUAAUACUAGUCUACUUCUUUCGAUUCAGUUUGUUUGUUUUUUUCAUUUCAAAUUUUUAAAUAUCAAAUUUAAGAUAAAAGAAAGAUUAAAUCUAAAUUCCAAAUAUUAUUUAAUGUAACAUAGCAAUUCUGGUCUAGUUAUAACAUACUAUAUUUUCUUAAAAUCAGAAGAAUAAAAAAACGAUAUGAAUCUUUGCGGCUGAUGUUCUGUUUCAUAAUGAUGGGUCCCAUACCUAUCUUUCGAAGGCCCAUAGGGCCGUUGGUUUUAGCCGUCAUUAAACUCCCUCCCGACCUUCCCCAUACCCAAAAGUCCCUCCUCCUCUUAUUUCUCUUUAAAGUCUCUAAUUACCAUUCUAUUUAAAUCCUCCUUCAAUACACAUCCUCCUUACUACAAAUAUUUUUACUAAUUACCCCUCUUCUCUUAAUUUAUUACAACCCAUUUUCAGCGGAGCCGACCACACUCUGGCGGUGUUGGUUGUCUUCCCCUUUAACGUCGGUUCUAAGUUUUCCCUAUAAAUAAAUAUCUGACAUUUAAAAACUUAGAUUCAACAUUUUACUACUUCUCCACAUUGCCAAAACAAUUCUCUUCAAAUAAAAUACAAUGGAGAAAGCUCAAGUUUUCCUUCUCCCCCUCCUUGCUUUAUGUUUCGUAUUCCUAAUUUCAGGGGUGUCAUCAGCAACAUUUACAUUAGUAAACCAGUGCAGUUAUACAGUAUGGCCGGGGAUAUUAUCUGGGGCUGGAACAUCCCCGGUUUCUCCUACUGGAUUUCAGCUGAAUCCAGGACAGGCCAUUCCCGUUUCUGUUCCGGCGGGUUGGUCAGGUCGUUUAUGGGGUCGGUCUUUUUGCUCCCAAGAUUCGGCAACGGGUAAAUUCACUUGCGUAACAGGUGAUUGCGGCUCCGGAACAUUAGAGUGCACCGGCGGAGCUGCUCCGCCGGCGACUUUAGCGGAGUUCACACUCAACGGAGCCGAUGGGCUUGACUUCUACGACGUUAGUUUAGUGGAUGGUUAUAACUUGCCCAUGUUAAUAACCCCACAAGGUGGAACCGGUUCCGGAAACUGUUCUGCAACUGGGUGUGUGGUUGAUCUGAACGGGCCAUGUCCGUCGGAGCUAAAGCUUGUGAGUACCGGCAGUGGCGGAGGUGCCGAUGAGUGCGUGGCGUGCAAAAGCGCGUGUGAAGCGUUUGGGGAUCCAAGAUAUUGUUGUAGUGGGGCCUAUGCUACGCCUGAUACAUGCAAGCCAACUGAUUACUCAGAAUUCUUCAAGAAUUCAUGCCCGCGCGCAUACAGCUAUGCGUAUGAUGAUGGAACCAGCACCUUCACUUGUGCUUCUGCAGAUUAUGUCAUCACAUUCUGUCCUGCUCCUUCAACUAGUCAGAAAUCAUCUGGAGGACAAUACACUGGUGGUGGCAGUAACGUUUCAUUGAUCAGUAGCAGUGGCGUUUUAGCCUAUGGUCCAUUACCAAGCUUGAUGAUCUCCAUUUUAGCAGUUAUAUUUUUGAUCUAUAAGAAUUGAAGUGGGUCAAGCCCUCGACAGUUUUUUGGCCUCAAAAGUUAUUGUUGCGGUCAAGCAGAAAAUAUACCAUGUGAGCUCAAUUGACCAAAGUCGGCCAAUUUUUUGGACACUUUCAAGAAUUGGUAUCCAUGUGGCGUGGGAAUCUCUGUUUUCUUGUUUUUUUGAUUAAAAAGGCUGCAUGAAGAGAGAGCACUAUGGGGGAAAAAAGAAAACAACAAGUGAACUAAUUAAAGAGGGUUGGUUGAGAUUAUAUUUUAGCAGGUUUUGUAAAUAAAUAAUAUUUCAAGUGUAGACAAGUUUUAGCGGCAUGAGGCUUCGAUCAUUUUUAUUUGUCAAGUAAUGCCCUUACUGAUGUUGACAAUCUCAAGAGUUUUUAUGUGCAUAACUUGACAUUAUUUUUUGGAGGGCCUAAAUUGACCACUGUAAUUUUAGUAAUAGUAAUAACCUUUUAUCUUUAUAUAA